CCUUCAUUGUUUCUGAAAUUCAACUAUUGAUCGACGGUCUCCAGAAGGUUACUAUUACCUACAAACUUACAAAGGUCCCUCUUAUUGCCCGCUUCCGCAACCAGGAGUGGCACGAGCCUGCGAUUGCCCGAUCUCGUCUCCUUUCUGAUUCCUUUGUUAUCCAGCUUGUUUUCAGCUUCCUUUCCCUCAAUUCCAGUGCACACUGGUCAGCCUUUCCAUCGGACGGGCCUAAAAUUAGCAGGCGGCUGCCCUUCUCCACCUUAUAAUAAUUGUCUUGCGGAGCGAGUGAUCCAUUAUUGGGCCUUAUCUCAUAAUCUCCCUUUCGCCUUGCCUGCCUGUACCCCUAAGUUGGCCGGUUGCGAAUUCGACUGCUGCCUUCACCUACCAAGUCCAUCAUCAAUACUUUCACAAUGCACAAACCAUCUCUGGCUCAAAUAGUACAUCGAGCAACUUUCCCACGUCAGCGCACCAGCGACCCGGCAACAUUUGCCGCCCAUAUCGCGCUUAAUCUGGUCCCGGAGGUCCGCAUCGAGACAUCCACCUUUUAUGGAUCGCUGGACUGCGUGGAGGCCCAAUACCCUGGAUUGGACUACUCCUAUGGCCCGCAUCGCAUGAGGUUAAGCCGUUUCCCAUGGCAUCGCAAAUUAUUCAGAGUCUUUGACGAGCUUGGGCUAUCAGAAAAAGAGAUAGGCUCACUAUGUCGUUGGGAGGGUACCAAGUCCGCGCGACAACGCUACGAAAAGGAGGAAGGUGUGAAGGUCCGUGACACCACCGCUGAUGCGAUCCGACCUGCAUCGCCCUCGCCGCUUCCAUCUGUCAUAAUCCAUGUUGAAGAUGGCCCGGAGCCAAUACGCGAGACAAAGGCUAAAGCUGCGACAUACGAGGAGGCAGAGAUUCCGAAUGGCACUAUGGAUGACCAUGGCGUUGACUGUGACUUACAGUUACAGGAUAGUGAAGAUUCCAGCGACGAGGAGAUGGAGAGCUGUGGGGUGGAACUGAACCAUCGCCUUCUUGCUGCAACCGCCGCGAGAGAACGGGGUGCUAAUGUACCAUUGGAUGAGGACUGGGAGCAGUGGCUUAAGGAAGCGGGAGAGCGUGGCAGUUACACGGACGUUUUAAAUGCGAUCCGUAGAGGCCAGCCGUUGAACUUCCUGUACGACCUUCCGGCCUCGAUACCCCAGACGGGCAGAAAUUCAAUUCAGCAUUCCGUAUCGUUUUCUGAACCGUUGAACAUGCCAACGUCAUCUCGCUUGCUUUCUACGAGCACUGGUAUUCGGCGACCCCCUCAAACACCUGCAAGGGCCGCGCGAUAGGAGGUGUUUUACGAGCUUUCUUCCAUCGGAUUCGGCUAGUAUGACUGUAUAUUCUCGCCUUUUCUCCCGAUAUCUCACCCGUUUUCUUCUUUGGUACGCAUU
Messenger RNA from Aspergillus versicolor CBS 583.65, 1415 nucleotides. RefSeq lists its product as uncharacterized. Lineage: Eukaryota; Fungi; Ascomycota; Eurotiomycetes; Eurotiales; Aspergillaceae. The record is from RefSeq and is a predicted model, not a curated record. The transcript has a single exon. The coding region runs from base 411 to 1313 and encodes 300 amino acids.